This is a messenger RNA of Prorocentrum cordatum, 625 nucleotides long. NCBI's taxonomy places the organism in Eukaryota, Dinophyceae, Prorocentrales, Prorocentraceae. The record is from the annotation of a GenBank genome assembly.
CGUACCCGAGUCUUUCGUCUCCUCGAUAUAUCAGCGCUCUCUGUGCCCUCACCGCCACGGGGUGGGGAGGCAGCACUCUCCCGGAUACGGGAGACAAGUGUCGCCGAAGCAGGCCCACGCGGCGCCGCUGGACGAAGGCGCGCCCCUCAUGGAGCGCCAGGUGUCCGCCUCCUCCCUCGACCGCGACCGCGCGGCGCGGCCCCGGGCGCGGACUCACAGUUCCCAGGACGCCCCCGACGAGCGGCCCCCGCCGCCCGGCGAGGCAUCCGUGGGCGACGCGCCGUGCGGCGCAGCGGCGCCUGCUGGCGCGGAAGCGGAGGACUCCGGCCCCCUCCGCGAGGUGCCGGCGCCGCCCCCGGGCGAGGCGGCACAGGCCGCCGCGCGCGGGGGCGCCGCCGUGGCCCCCGAGGAGGAGCCAGAGGAGGUGCCUCCGGAGGAGGAGGACGCCUUCCGGAGGCAGGCCUUCCGUGCGGUCGUCCAGGAUGAUGAGGACUCUCUGGAGCAGCUGAUGGGGCGCGUCCCAUCUUCGCAAUGGAGAAGGUGGGAGAACAAGGCAGGCAAGGAUUUGCUCACGUUGUCACAGGAGCGCAGAUCCACGAGCGCCUACGGCAUGCUCGCGAAGGCG